AUGAGCAGACCAGAGCAUCAGGCGCCGCCUGAGAUCUUCUACGACGAUGAUGAAGCUUCGAAGUAUACGGGAAACUCCCGUAUCAAGAACAUUCAGGCGAGCAUGACCCACCGAGCCAUCGAGCUUCUCAAUCUCCCAGACUGGAAAGCAGAUUCUGGAGCUCUCAUUCUGGACGUAGGGUGCGGUUCAGGUCUCUCGGGCGAGAUCUUGACAGAGUACGGCCACGAAUGGGUUGGCUUCGACAUCAGCCCUUCGAUGCUGGAGAUCGCUAUCGCAAGAGAUGUAGAGGGAGACCCUAUCCUAGCUGAUGGUGGGCAGGGUGUGCCUUUCAGGGCUGGAUCCUUUGAUGGAGCUAUCAGCAUCUCCGUCCUGCAAUGGCUAUGCAACGCCGACUCUACCUCCCACUCGCCCAUGGCACGUCUCCUCUCCUUUUUCACAACUCUUCACGCCUCCCUUUCCCGUGGCGCCCGAGCUGUCUUCCAAUUCUACCCCCAAGACGACGACCAAGUGAAGAUGAUCAUGACUUCCGCCACCAAGGCCGGCUUCGGUGGAGGAUUGGUAGUGGACUACCCAAAUUCGAAGAAGGCAAAGAAGUUCUAUCUGGUGCUUUGGAGUGGUGGAGUCAUGGUGAGACCGAGGGGGAUGGAGGAGUAUGGACAGGAGACGGCAGAGGGGCAGGAGCUUCCCCAGGGUCUCACGGCUGAGCAUGAGCAGGAUGGAGCUGCUGGAGGACGCUCGAGAGUCAAGUUUGAGAACAAGAGGGAAAGGGAUCUCAGCAAGUCCAAGAGCAAGAGAGCGAGGAAGGGCAAGGAUGGCUUUGGAAUGGAAAAGGGAAGCAAAGAGUGGGUGUUGCGGAAGAAGGAGCUGUAUAGAAAGAGGGGCAAAGAGGAUGUUCCGACCGACUCCAAGUUCACUGGUCGGAAGAGGAAGCCUCUCUUCUAGACAGACUCAGCAGCUACGACAAUGCAUGAUACCCUAUAUAGCAGCCAUCAUUGGUGUAUUUGAUAUUGAAAG
Molecule: messenger RNA, 1014 nt
Organism: Microstroma glucosiphilum
Lineage: Eukaryota; Fungi; Basidiomycota; Exobasidiomycetes; Microstromatales; Microstromataceae
Product: S-adenosyl-L-methionine-dependent methyltransferase
Exons: 3
Coding region: 1-942 (313 amino acids)
Biological process (GO): rRNA (guanine-N7)-methylation
Cellular component (GO): nucleolus
Molecular function (GO): rRNA (guanine) methyltransferase activity
Source: RefSeq, a predicted model, not a curated record